Helicoverpa armigera (cotton bollworm) is the source of this 5732-nucleotide messenger RNA. RefSeq names its product RNA polymerase mitochondrial (gene mtRNApol). Gene Ontology annotation, molecular function: protein binding; DNA-directed RNA polymerase activity; mitochondrial promoter sequence-specific DNA binding. The record is from RefSeq and is a predicted model, not a curated record. NCBI's taxonomy places the organism in Eukaryota, Metazoa, Arthropoda, Insecta, Lepidoptera, Noctuidae. Bases 145 to 4353 code for a protein of 1402 amino acids. The transcript has 24 exons. Gene Ontology annotation, biological process: mitochondrial transcription. Gene Ontology annotation, cellular component: mitochondrial DNA-directed RNA polymerase complex.
UUUUACUCAGAUGUAAUGUACGGUUCGGGCAACUCUAGAACAUUAUUUUGGUUCUGCGAUUCGUCCUACAAUUUUCACGUGGUUUUACACAUUUCGGCAUGUUUUACACAAUUUAACUUGUAUUUUUGAAUUAAAUUGGCAAUUAUGCAUCGACUUGCAUCUGCCAGGAAUUUAUAUCACAGUUCUCUGCAUGGUGUUUCCCUGCCUUCGAACAAUUCACUUACAAGUACAUCAAAUACGGAAAUAAAAUGCUCGUUUUGUCGAAGGAUUUUAUUAGGCCGCCUCGGUGCAGAAAAUUUUUAUGCAGCGAGACACCAAUCUACGAAAACGGCUAAUUUACUCAGUUCCUUGAGAAAAAAGACUAAGCAUAAGAGUUAUAGGAAAUAUGGAGAAUUGCUUGAAGUUGGUGACCAAGCCAUGACUGAAACUAAGGUAUCAAUAAGUAAAUUGCGAGCUGUGCAUCUCUCAAAGUUGGCAUCUAGUUCGGUCUCACUUGGGCAGUUACACCAGCUCACCAAAAAGCCUCCUAAGAACUUAAAAGUGGCUGAAGUAGAUCCUGAAUUACUACAAACUGUUAGAGACCAGAUAUUAAAGAAGACCUCUGUGAAAACUUCUGCAACGCCAGUCUCUGUGAAGUCUAAGCUUUCCGAAAUAGUAUUAGAAGAUGACAAAUGUGCACUUAUAUACACGAGCCAUCCACUAGCUAACUUAGAAGAUAAACUCAGGACAAAACAAUACAUAGACAUGGUGAAAGAGAGCUACUACGAUUUUAGAAAAGCAACUCUUUAUGACCAAAAGUUGCAAGACCUUAGGUUUGCAAUAAAUGAAGGAUUGAAUCAAGAGUUCAAUUUAAAUGAAAGUAGUAAAACUGAUUUAAUAUCUCAGGAGCAUUUUGAUCCAUUACCAAAGGGGGCUCAUGCUGUGUUCAGAGAAUUGUUUGUGGAUAACCAAUUAGAUAGCUAUGAUCAUGAAUUGAUGAACCACUUAACAAAUAUGCAAGCCCAAGGUAUAGCUCAUCCAGCGAUAGAGGACAUCUAUGAUGACCCAGCUCUGCAUCAUGAGAUUAUAGAAACCAGAGAAGACCUGGAGUUGGAUCAUGUAGAACCAGCUGCUGCUAAUUCCUUGAAAAUCAAACAGGCGAAAAAAGCGAUACGUGACAAGAACAAGGCGAAGCGUGACAAGCGACGUGCCAAGCAAGAGUUGAGCAUGAAGCAAGACAUGCGCGAGCUGGAGCGGCGCGGCAAGCAGGAGUCGCUGCACCGCGUGCUCACUGCACAUCUGCAGUUACUCUGCUCACUCAACAUGAUACAAGAGGCUCAACAAGUGCUACAGUAUUACCGACAGAGAGGAACAAGGACGUCCAAUCAUCCCAAGAUUAAUGACGUCAAAGUAUACAACACGUUACUACAUGGAUAUGCCGCUACAGGAAUGUUGGACAACACAAAGCAGCUUCUAUCGUUUAUGUCUGAAGACGGCGUGGAGCCCAAUCCCCAGACCUUCGCAGCCGUGUACGAGUGCGUCGAGAGAAGUGCUGAAGAGAAUAAAGUGGAACUACUCCAGCAAUAUAAGGACCAGAUGGAUCAAAAGGACAUAACCCUAAACGACUUACUAGACAAAACGAAAUUCCUUUACGAUCAACGUGAAGUUGUUCUUCAAUCAAUCCAUAGACUACAACCGGACUUUGAACCUCAAUACACAGCCCCUGUUCUCGAUUACAAAUGUCCUUUAUUAGACAACUUGACACUAGAUAAAGUGGAGAACAGACAGGGGUUGAUGACGUCACCAGGCGAAGGUCUGUUUUCCAUAGAGGAGAUCAUAGAGAAAGGGAAGGAACAACUGAGUAUGGAGAUCAAAGGGGAGGUUGAGAUACAGAAUAUUGGUGUGAAUGAUGAGCAGUCGGAUGUUGUGAAGUUUUGUCGAGCUAAACUAUCAGCGACGCAAGACAAGUGGCGCGGCGUCAUCCGCGAGUCCUUUGAGCGCAAUCUCGGCACACUGAAGUCGCAGAGCUCGGCUUCGCACUCCGCCAUCACGUUGUACCCGUAUCUUACCGUUUUGGACGUGGAUCAAUUUGUGGACCUAAUAAUGGGCGAAAUAAGCAAACUAGUCGACGGCAGUGAAACAUACAGCCCUACUCUCAAACUAUUACAGAGAGAUUUAGGAACGCAAGUGUAUCAGAAGUACCAAAUCGAGCAGUACCGUCGUAACGGUACACUUAAGAAGCUAGAGCGUAUAUACGAGCAGUAUUGCACGUGGUACGUGGCUCGUGGUUCGGUGGACGGCACGGGACUGCCGUACAACGGCCGGCAGGCGUGGCAGGCGCUUGUGCAUAGGAAUAGAGAAGGGGCUAGCUUGGAUAUUGAGGAGACGCCGUGGCCGAUGGAAAUGCGUCAGAACAUCGGCAAGUUCCUGUACAACAUCAUUAUAAACGACGUCAAGAUUGACGUCAAUAUGUUCAAGAGUAAAGCUGCUAAAGAGAAGCUCCUCCCCGCAGUAUACAAAGUCCACCGGCCAUGGGGCCGGCUGGUGCGGCUGGAGCUGAAGCCGCACCCCGCGCUGGCGCGCCUGUGGGCGGGCGCCGCCGCCCCCGCGCUGCGCCUGCGCGCCGCGCUCACGCCCACCGCCGCGCCGCCGCUGCCGUGGGCGGGGACACAGCGGGGGGCGUAUCUUGUCACGCCCACGCCGCUAGUCAGAAUGCCAUUACACGUGAUGAGUCAAUGGAAGCGUCUGGAGUCAGCUCCAGCCGAGUCGCUGUACCCAGUGCUAGACAGCCUCAACCAGCUGGGCGAGGUGCCCUGGGUCAUCAACCAGCGCAUACUGGAUCUGCAGAUACAGAUAUUUAGAGACGGCGGCGACAAGAAGUUAGACAUAGCGCCACCAUCGUCCCGAUUGGACACAUCUCAGUUCGGCAGCGCGAGUGACGCGGCGAGCACGUUCAAGCGCCGCGUGGCCAUCAACCGCGCUCGAGCAGAGAUGCACUCGCUCUGGUGCGAUGCGUUGUAUAAACUGUCGCUCGCUAACCAUUAUAGAGACUCGACAUUCUGGCUGCCCCACAACCUCGACUUCCGCGGUCGCGUAUACGCGUGCGGGCCGCACGUGUCGGCGCUGGGCGCGGACGCUCAGCGGGCGCUGCUGACGUUUGCCAAGCGCCGCCCGCUCGGACCCAGGGGACUGCGCUGGCUGAAGCUGCAUGCUGUCAACCUUACUGGUACCAUGAAGAAGAGUACUGUUGAUGAGAGACUUGCAUACGCGGACAGCAUACUGCCCAAGAUCCUGGACUCAGCAGACCGGCCGCUGCAGGGCGAGCGCUGGUGGGCGCAGUCCGAGGAGCCCUGGCAGACCCUCGCCUGCUGCAUGGAGAUAGCUAAUGCCGUCAGGUCUCCCAACCCUGAGGAAUACCUCUGCGGCUUCCCGGUGCACCAGGACGGGUCGUGCAACGGCCUGCAGCACUACGCGGCGCUGGGCGGCGACGCGGCCGGCGCAGCAGCCGUCAAUCUAGCUCCACACGAGAGACCGCAGGACGUGUAUAGUGCUGUGGCUGCACUCGUGGAAGAGAUGCGAGCCCGUGACGCGGCAGCGGGCGUACCGGCCGCCGUCAUACUGGAGAACUUCGUGCGGCGCAAGGUCAUCAAGCAGACUGUCAUGACCACCGUCUACGGCGUCACCAAGUUCGGCGCAAGGCUGCAGAUCGCUAAACAGCUUAAAGAUAUAGACGAGUUUCCCAAAGAGCACGUAUGGUCGUGCUCGCAAUACCUGACGACGAAGACGUUCGACAGUCUGCGCGAGAUGUUCACCUCCACCAAGCUCAUACAGGACUGGUUCACCGACUGCGCCAAACUAAUCUCAGCGGUAUGCGGCGAGAGCGUGGAGUGGGUGACGCCGCUGGGGCUGCCGGUGGUGCAGCCCUACUACCGCCGGGCUCCGCCCACCGCCUCACACUACCGGCCCUCGCUCGACCAGCAGCAGCGUCCAUGCACGAUGAAGCAGCGCAACGCGUUCCCUCCCAACUUCAUCCACUCGUUAGACUCGUCACACAUGAUGCUGACGGGGCUGCACUGCGCCGCCGACGCCGUCACCUUCGUGUCCGUGCACGACUGCUUCUGGACGCAUCCCGAUACCGUCGACCAGAUGAACAAGAUCUGCCGUGAACAGUUUGUCGCUUUACACUCGCAGCCGAUCCUGGAAGAUUUAUCUGAGUUUCUACUCAAGCGAUACAGUUACGAUGAAAGUGAACUCGAGGAGAAAAGCGCGGGCGCAGCGAACAAGAAACGUGUUAAUAACUUGCUACAAAAAGUGCCCAGCAAAGGUGACUUCGACUUAAAUAGUGUAUUGAGAUCAGUCUACUUCUUCAGUUAGACUACACUAGGAAUUUAAAUACUUAGCUGGUAUAAGUAACUAAUAUUUUUCGAAUACACGGAAUCCGAUUAUCGAUACUACUAGAACAUAUUGUAGGAUCCCUACCUCAUAAAAUCAUAACCUAAUAUUUACUUCUUAAUUGAAUUAACUAAUAGUAUUAUGGAAAGGUAUACUUAAUUAUCAGAUAAGACACUUCGUUGGUUCUGAACAGUUAGAAUUGCUAGAGUUGGGAACUUCUUACUUGCUGGAUUUACUCAGGUUAGAUAUAACUUGGAAGGAAUUAUAAUUAUCGUAUAAUGUACUUUCUUGCCAAUAUUUUGAGCUUUUUACAUUCAUGUUAUACUGUUUUGAAACUAGGAUCGAAAAUGUGUAAUUAAAGAAGUACACCUGAAUUGUAUAUUGGGUGAAAUAUGGCAACCCUGAUGUGGCUUAUAUUUGAAUUAAGAAUGAGAUUCUUAAAGGUCAAUUUUGGCGAAGAAAGAUAUAUAAAAUGUUGCCAUGUAAGGAGUUUGGUAUAGACUGAAGUGAACUUGUGAUGGUUACUUGAAUAUUGUAGGGCUUUUGUAAUUUUCUAUGAUAGCUGGUAACACUGCUAAGACAUUUUGCACAUUCUUCUUCCAUCGACUAUUGAGACUGGCUUUGUGUUUAGUUUGUUUUUGUCUCAAAUUUUGAUAAUUUAGUUAUGAAUUACGUUGCUUGUACGAAAAUCCCUUUGUUGAAGUCAUCAAAUUGAAAUUCAUUGAGAACAUGCUAUAUCGAUUUAUACACACUGCCUGUGCUAAAAACUGCCUAAAUGAGAAUGUGAAAGAGUCAUCAAGUCAUAUUAUUUUGCAAUAUCGGUAUUUUUUAAGUUCGAUAUAAGAGGUAAGCUAUCGCGAUAUUAGACAAAUAUAAGUUUUAAGUUCUGAGACAAAAAUACCUACUUUUUUGCCAUAUUAUAUCAGUUGGAAUGUCUUACAUUAUGUUUAAUAGGAACCAUUUGAAAAGUUGAUUUUUACUGCCGUAUUACUACUGCCAAAAAGUACUGCUACUCACACCGUACUUGAAAAAUAACUAUGUGUUGGAUUUUCGUACAAAUAACUAGAGUAAUAUUUUAUUAGUUUACUCUUGUAGAGUACAAAAUUGCUGUGUUAAUAUUAUUUGUAUAAUUACUAAUUAUCAACCGAUAUUAGGUGCGGUUGAUUCAUAGGACGUCGACAACUCGUCAAAAUUUUAUUUGUUUGUAUAAAUGAAAUACUAGUUAGAAAACCAAAUAUGUAUUGUAUUGACAAAGAUGAACAUUUUCGAAUUUGUCCUGUUAUGUAGUUGCCAUAAUGUGGAAUUACGACACAACAAACUGUGAUUGUUAGUAGUUGAACAAUAAAUUAAGCUGAAUUAUA